Molecule: messenger RNA, 1539 nt
Organism: Diospyros lotus (date-plum)
Lineage: Eukaryota; Viridiplantae; Streptophyta; Magnoliopsida; Ericales; Ebenaceae
Product: isopentenyl phosphate kinase
Exons: 13
Coding region: 46-1233 (395 amino acids)
Cellular component (GO): cytosol
Molecular function (GO): kinase activity
Source: RefSeq, a predicted model, not a curated record
UGCACUGAAGGGGCAGGAGAAUGGGAUCUCGGAACCGGAGCGGGGAUGCGUGAUUUUGCCAUCCCUGCUUUAGGCAGAACUAGUGCAAGCAUCCGUGAAGAGGCGGAGUACAGUCUGCGCAGAGCAGAAGCCGAAGCUCAUAUGGCGAGCGGGGAUCAAAAUCAUCAGCGAAGCACCUCGAAGGUUCUCAUUACGAAGCCACUCCGAUGCAUCGUAAAACUCGGAGGUGCGGCAAUUACAUGCAAAAAUGAAUUGGAGAUGUUGAAUGAAGGUGGUCUUGAGAUAGUCUCGCGACAGCUGAGGCAAGCAAUGAUGGCGUCAGGUUCUUAUUCUAGCAAAGUUCUUGGCAUGGAUUGGAGCAAGCGACCUGGAUUUGCAGAACCUUCUUGUGUUGUUGAUGAUUUUAUUGAUCAACAAGCUUUGGCCUUGAGUCAUUUCAUUGUUGUCCAUGGAGCAGGUUCUUUUGGGCACUUUCAGGCUAGCAAAUCUGGAGUCCAUAAAGGAGGAGUGAGUCAACCACUUGUGAAGGCUGGAUUUGUUGCUACACGUAUUUCAUUUAUUUGGAGCUCUACAGUAUCAAUUUCAGAUUCUAAGCAGUGUUGCCCAAGCAUGAUACUGGUUACAUCCCUCAAUCUAGAAAUUGUUAGAGCACUAGCCAGAGAGGGUGUGCCAUCAAUCGGAAUGUCUCCAUUUGCUUGUGGAUGGUUGAUGUGUAAAAAUAAUAUUGCCUCUGCUGACCUAUCCAUGGUGGGUAAGGCCAUAGAAUCUGGCUUUGUUCCUGUUCUUCACGGAGAUGCAGUACUUGACGAGUCACAGGGUUGCACAAUAUUGAGUGGAGAUGUAAUCAUACGUCAUCUUGCAGAACAUCUAAAGCCUGAAUUUAUUGUCUUUCUGACAGAUGUUCUGGGAGUGUAUGAUCGGCCUCCAACAGAAGAUAAUGCAGUACUUCUCAGGGAGAUAGAAGUGUACGAAGAUGGGAACUGGUCUGUAGUGAAACCAUCACAUGGCCGCAUCAAGGAGCAAGUUAAGGUAACUGUAGCCUCCCAUGACACAACGGGAGGGAUGCUCACCAAGAUAGCAGAAGCUGUAACGAUAGCCAAGCUUGGGAUUGAUGUUUUCGUUGUGAAGGCAGGCACAAGCCACUCGUUAAGCGCGUUGCUGGGGGAGGUGAGAGACAGCAUUCCAGACGACUGGCUGGGAACAGCCUUCAGGUUUCAGAAAUGGAAUAAAUGACCAGGACCUGGUGGGCCAAAGUGCGUCGCGAAUGGGGGAAUUUCUCAUUCUGCCUUGCUACAACAAUCAGGUCGGGUUUUCUAUGAUAUUAUUCUAAAAGAAAUGGCUGCUUGUACUCCAAACGGAACCCUUCCACUGGUUCAUUUCUGAGAACUGCAUGUAGCUAAGGUGGUCUGCUGUAUCUUAAAAAGACAUUAGAUCGAAAUGUUUCAUGGUGUCAACAUCCAAGAAGGCGGCCUUUGAUAGAAUUUUUAGUUUUGUAACUUUUACUUUUAUUAAUAUAUUUAUUUAAUGACUUUUUUUUUU